AUGUCGCAGAGAAGAAAAAUGAAUUUCUCGACGCAAUUGAUCAUUCUUAAUUAUAUACUAUCCGCAAUUUUAACUGGAAUUUGUGCAAGUAACAGUCUCAGAGGAUGGGACACUACUCACUUUGGUCCAGCUCCGCUUUUAGAAAAAUAUUCCUGGAAGAUUUUAGAUUUUGCAUAUCCCGACGAGUCGAGUAGAAAGCUCGCAAUGUCAAUGGGAGAAUAUAUACCUGAGAAUGCGUUACCUGUAGGAAUAGAAAUAUGGCGUAACAAGCUAUUCGUCACAGUUCCAAGGUGGCGAAAUGGUAUACCAGCGACAUUGAAUUACAUACCGUUGGAGAAACAUAUUGGUGGUUCACCUAAACUUAUUCCAUAUCCAAAUUGGGCUCAAAAUAAAGCUGGUGCUUGUGGAUCUGGGUUAACUACUGCAUAUAGAAUACACGCGGACGUUUGCGAUAGAUUAUGGGUUUUGGAUACUGGUACUAUUGGAAUUGGAGAUACAACAGUACAAGCAUGUCCCUACACGUUAAACAUUUUUGACUUGACAACAGAUAAAAUUUUGAGACAAUACAGAUUACGACCGGAGGAUAUUAAUCAGAAUACUUUCAUUGCGAACAUAGCCGUUGAUCUUGGAAAGGGUGGUUGCGAUGAUGCAUUUGCCUACAUGUCGGAUGAACUUGGUUACGGAUUGAUAGUUUAUUCUUGGGGACAAAACAAAUCGUGGAGAUUAACUCAUAGUUAUUUCAUGCCCGAUCCACUUGCUGGCGAUUACAAUAUAGGUGGUCUUAAUUUUCAAUGGGGUGAGGAGGGUAUUUUCGGUAUGAGUCUUUCGCCAAUUGCAUUGGACGGUUAUAGAACAUUAUUUUUCCAUCCGUUAAGUAGUAACAGAGAAUUUGCCGUUUCAACUAAAGUCCUGAGAAACGAGGAACUUGCUAAGGACAGCUAUCACGAAUUCCAGGCAUUGGAAGAAAGAGGACCAAACUCGCAUUGUACCUCAUCGGUAAUGGACGAGAAUGGUUUGCUAUUCUUUAAUUUGGUAGAUCAAAAUGCAGUAGGAUGUUGGAACUCUCAGUUACCAUAUACACCCGCUAAUCACGCGAUAGUGGCAAAACACGACGAGGCUUUAAUAUUCCCAGCUGAUGUUAAGGUAAAUCGUGGUACGAUUUGGAUGAUAUCGGAUAAGAUGCCAGUAUUUUUACUUUCGUCGUUGAAUUAUACCGACGUUAACUUUAGAAUAUUAACCGUACCAGUCAGGGAAGCAAUAUCUGGUACUGUAUGCGAAAAUACACCAUGGCAAUACAUAACUACUAAUCGCCUUUGGUGCGACUGA
Polistes canadensis is the source of this 1326-nucleotide messenger RNA. RefSeq names its product protein yellow-like (gene Y-y). NCBI's taxonomy places the organism in Eukaryota, Metazoa, Arthropoda, Insecta, Hymenoptera, Vespidae. Gene Ontology annotation, cellular component: extracellular region. The transcript is spliced from 6 exons. The record is from RefSeq and is a predicted model, not a curated record. The coding region runs from base 1 to 1326 and encodes 441 amino acids.